Molecule: messenger RNA, 795 nt
Organism: Pygocentrus nattereri (red-bellied piranha)
Lineage: Eukaryota; Metazoa; Chordata; Actinopteri; Characiformes; Serrasalmidae
Product: myeloid-associated differentiation marker-like protein 2
Exons: 1
Coding region: 1-795 (264 amino acids)
Cellular component (GO): membrane
Source: RefSeq, a predicted model, not a curated record
AUGUUCCGGGGCUCCAUGAGUAACCCCUUCGGCGUUUGGUGUGAAUUUGUGUGGACAUUUGGUCUGAUCGUGGCUCUGGUCAUCUUUCUGCUGGAGAAGUUCCUGAUUGAUAUCCUAGUGGCGGCAAUCGUAUUGAAGGACUCCUGGGCCGAUUUAGCUUGUGGACUUUCCCUCCAAGCUUCUGCCAUGCUGCUGUCAGCCUCCAUCAUCUACUGCGCUGUUUUCGUUUGUGGACACUUCGCCUGCAUCGCUGACAUUUUCUGUGCCAUUUUCUCCAUAAUAGCCUUCAUCAUCUACACGGUGGAAGCCGUCAUGGCCAAGCUCCAGUGUCCAAGUGGCUAUUUGUCAAACUGGAAAGGACACUUGCGUUUUGCUCAAGCUUUUGUUGCCUGCAUCCUUCUGGCCGCAGUAUCUGACUACUUCAUGGGUGUGGAGAGCCACUACAGACCGCCAGCCAUGGUGUGGUGCACUGUGGUCUAUGUAGUCUGCUUCCCAGUGUCUGUGCUGAUCAUCCUGAUCCACAUCAUCAAACUGCUGUGGGGAUUGCUCUGCUUUGCGCUGGACAAACUGGAGGUCAUCUUCAACAUCAUUGCAGUGGCGCUCUACGUGUCUGCUGCUAUUCUCUGGCCAAUCUAUGCAUGCAGAAAUUACUAUCAUGACCAAGCACAUGAGAACUGGACAUAUGACCGGCGCUAUCAUGACCAGAACGCAGUUACAGUCCUGACAUAUGUGAAUUUGGGCUUAUAUGUGGCAGACCUGGUCUGGUCACUGCUUUCUCUUUAUAAGCGAAUCUAA